UGCUCGCGCGCCAGUCUCAAACGCUCUUUGCACCACGACGGUGACACACGACCGAUUCGAGCGAACUCAUAAUAGUUCCAUAUUUAAAUACAAAGUGUUCCAUUUAUAAAUUUGUGUUCCGUUUAAUUUUCCGCGAGUGUUUCCAGUGCACCUGAAGUUCAUAGAUACGAUUUCCACUUUGGCAAAUCGGGAAUUUAAAAGUUCGGAUGAACAUGGACUUGCGCAAAGGAUCUACAUCAAUGCGUUGUUCAUGGAUGUCUUUUUAGCUGGUUUUUCGAAAAAGCUGUUGGUAGCUACGUGUAUACUAGCAAUAAUAAUGUGCCUGACGCAAUCCGAAGCUGCUUCAAUAGCGCAUAAAAGACAUGGAAGGUCGCAAGAUAAUAUGACAAAAUUAACCAAAGAACAAACGCUAGAACAGCCCGAAAUUCAUGCAAAGCAUAAGAGGCGACAUCAGAGGCUAAAUAAGAUGUACGUGUCAAAAAUGGACAAUAUUGUUCGUAAAUUAGAACAUACAUUAGUUGACUUCAAGAAACAUUGGCGCAAUUUAAAUGAAUCUAACAUAUAUAGAAACAGCACUAAGAUUAGACUGCCACAUACAAACUUCACUGAAAUUCUGUUCCGUCUAAAACAUCAAAACAAAUCUCAAUCAUCAUUUGCGGAACGUAGAUUUAAAUAUCUGAUACCGAAGCUAUACAAAUCGUUGAUGAGCUACUACGCGAUCUUAGAAUUCUUAUCCAAUAUAGAAACAACGGCAGUUAACGUAGACUUCGGCAGAUACUUGGACAAACGGAAGAAAUCAUUUCCUGAAAUCACCAAUAAUUUAUAUAGUACUAUGGAAGAGAUCAGAAUCGAUUUGGAAAAUGUCAGUAUGAUAGCACCAGUGAAAGACAACAAGGCUUAUUUAAAAGACUUAAAACAUGUAGUCGAUGAAGGCGAGUGUUAUAAAUACGAUGUAACAGUAUUUAAACGUUAUGACAAGUUUUUGAAUGGGUGGUUCUGUGUUAUGACCAAUUCUAAAAACAGAACUAUAAAACAAAACAAGAAGUGUGCAAGAUUCCAAACCAAUCAAAAAAAGAGAAGGCAACACUGGAGACAGAAGAUAAGAAAGCGUAGGGAAAGACGCUAUUAGCUGGAUGAAAUAUUGAAUAUUCGAUUAAAUUAAUAUUUUUGUACUUAUUUAUUGGCUAAGCUCUCUUAGUUACAUGAAAUGUCACUGAGUUGUCAUUUCUAAAUGUAUAACCAUACGCUAUUUCGUUAAAUAAGUAUUGGGUACAUUUUCUGUGAUAUUUAGUAAUUUUAUUGAAUAAUCUUUAAUUUAUUGAUUAGCUUCUAAGACUUUUUAGUUCCUUUAAACAUUUCCACGUCAUCUCUCUAUUUGUAGUUUGACGUAUUAUUGUAAUAUUUUUUAAUUUAUUUGAAUUUAACUUUCAAAUUUAUGUAUUCUGUAACUAGUUGUGAAUCCUGAUGUAAAUAUGUAUGUUUUUAAAAAACAUUUGUGAAUUACUUAUGAGUAUGCUGUUUAACUUCUUGUUGUAAAGUAUUAUUAGUAGGCAUAUUGAUAUGCCGUUAUAGCCAAGAAAGACUUUUAGCGUAUUUAUUUAUGUACCUUCUAUUUAAAGUUUUAGUAUAUAAAUCGGGACUGUAAAAAAUACUGCAAACAUAAUAUCUCUAUUUAAGUAUUUAUAUAGAUUAGUUUGUUAAAUAUGCCUUGCAUUUCCAAUAUUCUCUUAUAAUUUCUCUUCUUUCGCUAUUCUAAUAUCUUUGGUCUAUAAUAUUCUAAAUAUUUCUUUAAAACAAAAGGUUCCUUUAGAUUUGAAUCUCGAUGUUGUGUUUGCAGUAGAAUCUUACACCCUUGUUUCUAUGAAUUGUGCCGUUAGAUUAAGAAUAGCUUCUUAAAAGAAAAUGAACUGAUAGGUACCAUGUGGACAUUACCGAACAAUGUUGUAUACUAUGUAUGUGAUUAUUUACAUAAUUUUUUGUAACGCCAAUUUUAUUUGCCUUGACAAAUAUGUGACACGUUUUGUUCAGGGAAUAAAAUACA
Achroia grisella is the source of this 2041-nucleotide messenger RNA. RefSeq lists its product as uncharacterized. Bases 251 to 1129 code for a protein of 292 amino acids. NCBI's taxonomy places the organism in Eukaryota, Metazoa, Arthropoda, Insecta, Lepidoptera, Pyralidae. The transcript is spliced from 3 exons. The record is from RefSeq and is a predicted model, not a curated record.